Molecule: messenger RNA, 5372 nt
Organism: Mytilus trossulus (common blue mussel)
Lineage: Eukaryota; Metazoa; Mollusca; Bivalvia; Mytilida; Mytilidae
Product: ligand of Numb protein X 2-like
Exons: 15
Coding region: 418-2277 (619 amino acids)
Molecular function (GO): protein binding; zinc ion binding
Source: RefSeq, a predicted model, not a curated record
GCAUUUUUAUCGCAGAGUAAAAACCAGGCACCGAAAAAUCAUAUUUUUGUUUAUUAUUAAUUUGUGCUGAAUACAAAGCUUGAAGUCGUACAGUUGAAAUUACUUUAUAUUACCGCUUCAAACAGUGAUUAAUGCUUUUUUUUCACCCUCCAGUUUUAACAAAUAGAACAGUUUUGUUGAGAAAAAAAAACCAAGCUCGGCUCUCUCUAGAUCUUCUCAGUACAUAGAGUGAAAACCUUCGGAAGUUUGUUUAUUCUGGAAGCAUAUUGCAUGAAUCACCAAAAAUAGAUUUCACAUCAAAAGACAACAAUAAUAUACACACAAAAGCCACGCCUAAUUUUCAUAUCUAAUGGAGAAGAUGUAUUAUUUUUAUUCAGAAGGAAAAAUGAGCUGACCAACUGAGAGGAGUGAAGUAGCAUGGCCCUAUCAUAUCAUGACUACGAAAAUGAUUCUGCUUUGACCAUGACAGUCAGCCAAUUCAGAAAUCAAGGACAAACUGUGUGUCCAAACUGUGGGCAGUUCCAUGAAGGGGAUGGUAACCAUUUGUAUGACUACUACCAAGCUGUGGAUGAAGACUUGAUGUGUCACAUCUGUCUUCAACCUCUUGUUAAUCCAGUGGACACCAAAUGUAGUCAUACAUUUUGCACACGAUGCCUAGAGAAUUACUUGUGUAUACAGAACCAGUGUCCAGUAGACAGACAGCUAUUGACCAGAAAUGAUUAUCAGCAGUCGAGUGUACUAGUCAGAAGAUUAUUAGAUAAGUUAUUAGUAGUGUGUCCUAAUGUAGAUUACUGUGAAGAGGUUUUACCCAGAUCUGAUUUAGAAGCUCAUUUACUGCAUAGAUGUCGUGGUGCUGUUACAAGGUGCAUUAAGUCCAGUUUAGGUUGUACAUUUCAAGGACCCAGGAGUGCCCUACAGAGCCAUCUGUGGGAAUGUCAGUUUAGGGAUCAGGAUGGGGGUAAAAAUCCUGUUCUAGAGGGUGAGGUGUCGACAAUAGAAAUCCAAAGAUCUCAAGCUGAUCUAGGCAUCAGUAUAGUAGGAGGUUGUGAUACUCCAUUAGUAUGUAUUGUUAUACAAGAAGUCUUUCCAGAAGGUGUGGUAGCAAAAGAUGGCCGGUUGAAACCAGGAGACCAAAUAUUAGAGGUGAAUGGUGAAGAUCUGACUCAAUCUACACACUACCAUGCCCAGCAAGCGUUAUCACAAUAUUAUCCUGUCUGUAGGGUGACUGUUUAUAGAGAGAAGGCAGAGGAAAACAGACCGAUAGAAAAAGAAGAAAUAUUAAAGAUAACUCUUACCAAAGAGAAAGGAAAACAGCUUGGUAUUAAGCUAGUUGGAAAGAGGAAUGGUACAGGAGUUUAUAUUCUUAAUCUAGUCCCAGAUAGUUUAGCAGCACAAGAUGGUCGGUUAACACCAGACGAUAGAGUGUUAGAGAUUAAUGGUAAAGAUGUGUCGUAUGGUUCUCAGGAAGAAGCUGCUCAAGUCAUACAGAUAUGUGAAGAUAAAGUGCAAUUUGUGAUAUCAAGACGGAGUCGUCCACAGACGCCCGAUCUGAUACGUUCUACCUCAUGUGAAAGUUCUGCCAGUACGGCUAAUUCUGAAUUUAGACCUGAAAAGUUCUUACAGUGCCAUAUGUGUAGAGAAAAACUAGUUACUGUCACAAAGGAUCCAACAGAAACUCUAGGUAUAAGUGUAGCGGGAGGGUUAAGUAGUCCUAGAGGUGAUACACCUAUAUAUGUAACAAAUAUAAAUCCAAAUGGUUGUAUGGGCAGAUCUAAACAGGUCAAGAAAGGAGACAUACUUCUGUCUAUAAAUGGAGUUAGUUUAUUAGCUUUGACUCACAAUGAGGCUGUGACCCAGGUCAAGGCCAAUGCAGAGUCUAAAGUAGUUUGUAUUAAAAUAAUUGAAGGUCCAGAGACAUCAAAUGGCCCUGGAAACUUCACACCAACAUGGUUAUUCUGGCAGCAAAUGCCAAGAAACUGUCAGAACAUCAAGACGGUAACAUUGUUACGUAGUCCGAGUGGAAGUCUAGGAUUUUCAGUAGUUGGAGGAUGUGAUAGUGAAAUCGUUACUUCGUAUACACUUCCUGUUUACGUUAAGUCAGUGGUAUUAGAUACACCCGCUUAUAAAGAUGGGCGUUUGAAAUGUGGUGAUAUUUUGCUUAGUGUUAAUGAACAUAGUUUACAUAAUGUUACACAUUCAAAAGCUGUAGAACUACUCAAGAUGGCUGAUGGUGCUGUGACCUUGACAGUUGUUUCAUGGCCGGGGACAAUUGUAUGAAGGUCAUUGUUAUUGAUACUGUUGACAAUCAUGUGAUCAUUGACUUAACUGAAGCAUUUAGUUCGAACUGGAAGCGUUAAUCUAUGCUACAGUGACCUAAUUCAUGCUCAAAUGCAUUAUGGAGCUCAAAAAAGGUCAUACUGAGAAAUCAUCAACUUUAUAUUAUUUAUUAGGUGCCACAAGAAAUUCUUUAAAUGUGCUGUAGUAACAUGCAUCUUUCCUUCACAUAGAAAAGCAUUGAAAUAUGUAAAAUUGUGAUAUAACCAGAGAUAUGUAAAUAAUGAUGCAUGCAUGAGAAGCUAUGUUUUUUGUGAUUUAUGGGGGAGACCCCCAUUUCAAGUCAUAGAUUGUUGCAUUAUAUUUUAAGUCAUCUCACUUAUCAGGUUGUGCUCUCACUCAUAGGUGCAAUUUAUUGCGAACUUCUAUGUUUAUCAUGCAUGCCAGUACCAAAUAUAUAAAAUGAUUAUUUAAAUAGAUGAAAAGUAAUUAUAUGAACACAGUAUGUUUUUGACAUGCAACCACAUUUCCCAAAUUGACAUUGUUGUUAUACUCAAUUGUGUUCGUUUGAGAGAAAUUAUUAUGCAAAAUAAUUUACUUUCAUAGAUCUCUAUUCAUUAAAAAUGUUAAAAGUGAAGAAUUGAAAGAAUAUUUGAUCAUGUGCCAUUUUGUCUGUUAGUAAUAUCAAUAAUAAUCAUUUCUUGUUAUUACCUUUUAUUUCGAUAAGAAGUAAUGAAAUUCUGAAUUACUUAUUCCAGACAAAUAUAUUUUAUUUACUUAGAAAGUUUCUUUACAUUGUGGUUGAAGAUUUGUGGCAUUUUUUUUACAUACCACUACAGGGAGAUAACUCUGUAAAUAUCAGCUAAUCAUUUUAAUUGAAGCUUCUCAAUGAUGAAAUAACUUGGAGUCAAAUGAAUUUGAGUGAAGGUGUUUGGUACCACUUUUGAUUUAAACUUUUUGAAUUGUUCAAGCAAGAAGCCAAUAGAUGAUUAAUAUUGUUUUCCUAUAAAAAAAUUUUUAGUGUUCAUAUAAUUACUUUUAAUCUUAAACAAAUUUCUGCUUAUUAUGAAACUAUAUAUUCAAUACUGUAAUUACCUAUUGUCUGGUUGUAGAAAAAAAUGUUUGUUUAAGAUUAUACAGUUGGUACUUUACAAUUAGUCACAUACAUGUAUAACUUACACAUACACAAUAUAAGCUAGUCUUUCAUAAAGAUGUGGCAUUUAUUAUUUAUUUAUUUUGAACUCAUAUUUGGCAUUAUUUUAACAUACAUAUAACAAGACUUUCACAUAGAUAGAUAUUAUAUUGUAACAUUUUAUAUCGAGAAACACAACCACAAGUUUUUACUUAAGGCUGUAAAGAAUAUAAACCAAAUGUUCAAAAUAAAAUGAAAUGGUUGUGUAAAUCAUGUAUCUUAAAAAGUAAGAUAAAUUUUUAUGUGGGUAAAUUUUUUGUUUCGUAAACUUCAAUAUUUGGCUUAAUCGGUAAUUUGAAUGCGUAAACACUGUGCAGGCUGUUUCAUUAAAAGGUACAUAGGACCAAGGGAUGUUAUUUCAAAUCACUUUUAUAGGCGGGUGUCAAACACUAUUUUGUACAUUGAAAAUAAAUUGCUUCUUAUGAUGGAUACACCAAUUUUUAAUUGCCUUCCCUAAAUAAAUAGCAAAUUAAAGGUACAAAUACAUUAAAAAAUGGAAAACAACUGUAAGGAAUUUGUACAAGCAUUUCCUUGUGUAGAAAAUGAUAGCGUACACCUAGUUUGAUAGUUAGUUAAACCUCGAUCUCUCUUGUAUAAAAGUCACAUAAAAUUCCAUUAUAUUGACCACAAUGUGUGAACAUGCAAUCAGACAAAGUGCCAUAACUCUGACCUAAAAAGGUAAAACUGUAUACAUUUGUCACUAUGGUUGUUUUUCACAUUCUAGAUCUGCAUCUUACUAAAAGAGAAAACUGAAACAAAAAUGGGGAAGAGGAUGCAUCUUUAAUUUUUAAAAUUUCGAUAAGGGAAGAGCAAAAAAAUAUGAAGUCAUUUUGCAUUUGAUGAAGAUAACUAAUGAUUAGCACCUUUUUACUAUUUCUGUUUUUCUCUUAAGCAAUUUAAAAAUAGGAUGCAGUAUGAUAGUCUGUAUAUAAAGUGAUAUUCCCAUAGCGGAAAUCAAUGCAAAAUCCCAGUUUGCCAAUUGUAUAUUUUUUCACUGUGGAAAACUUAUUAACAAGGAAACUGUACUGUUUGAACAUUUUAACUUAUUUGCAUCAGAAAAAUGCUACUAUUGACUUUUAAAUAUCUUUUCAUUAAAUAUUUUAAUUAAUUUACAUCUUGCUAAAUUUAGGAAGAAUGCAGAAAGACAUUCAAUAGUUAUUGACACAACUGCAAAAUUUUAUUUUCCGGCAAAUGAAAUAUAGUUUGUGCCUAAAAAUAAAGGAAUUUUUAAUGUAAAUGCAAAGAUCAUGAUUGCAAAGAUCAAUAAAAUAAUACAGACCUAUUGCAAUUAAUAUUGAGGCUUUAAAAAGAUUUUAUUUGGGUGCAAAUGAAAUUAAGUUUGUGUCUAAAAUGAAAGAUAUUUUUUUCAAAUUCAAAUUAGUUAGAUUUCACUCAGCAUUUUCCUUGAGAUAUCAGUAUUCCACAGUGUGUUUGUUUUCUUUUGAUUGGAUGUAUGGGUCAUGUGUGUUAUUGUGUUGUUUGUAGAACAGUUAAUUACAUUCCAAAUACAAUGUUAAUUUUUAGCAUUCAUUCCAAUUUUACAAAUGAUAUAUUUUUAAUCCUCAAAGAGAUUAUAGUUUUAAAUAGAAUACUACACAAAUAUGUUAAGCAUUUUAUUUCAUUGUUUUAAAGGGUACUAAAUCUGUGAUCUCAACUAUUUAUUGUAUUUUAUUUUGGUGCUUUUUGUUAAGUGAUUCUUUAAAGAAGGAAGCAAUUUCAAGGUUUCUACAAAGAAAUUGAGUCAAUCAUUUAAGUAGUCAUUCAGAACACAAAUCAACAAUUUGAUUGGUUCAUUUAGACCAGUCAGUAUUUUCUUUGUCUGUCCCCUCUCUACCAUGAAGUCUAAUGUUUCCUUAAUGAGAUAUAUCUAAAAUUUAGUGAACUUGAUUUAAAAUAUAUAUAUAUA